AGUAGGAAGUUCUCUGACUUGUCUACAACUUCACAAAAGAGCAGAGAAAAUCGCCACUUUGCUUUAUGAAAGAGGACAGUUACGAGACGGAGACCAUGUAGCACUAGUGUAUCCACCAGGUCUGGAUCUGAUCGCUGCAUUUUAUGGCUGUCUGUAUGCUGGCUGCAUUCCUAUAACCGUGCGACCGCCUCAUCCACAGAAUAUCUCCACCACACUGCCUACAGUUAAAAUGAUCCUAGAGGUGAGUCGGUCAGUGUGUGUGAUGACCAGCCAAAUGAUCUCAAAACUUCUCAAGUCCAGAGACGCAUCGGUGGCUGUGGACUUUAAAUUGUGGCCUCCAAUCCUGGAAACAGAUGACUUGCCAAAGAGACGUUGUCCUCUGAUGUUCAAGCCAUCUGACCCAGACUCAUUGGCGUAUCUGGACUUCAGUGUGUCCACUACAGGAAUGCUGGCUGGAGUGAAGAUGUCUCACAAUGCCACCAGUGCUCUGUGUCGCUCUGUAAAGCUGCAGUGUGAGUUGUAUCCGUCUCGUGAAGUGGCCGUGUGUCUGGAUCCAUACUGCGGCCUUGGCUUCGUCUUGUGGUGUCUCUGCAGUGUGUAUGCAGGCCAGCAGUCUGUUUUGAUCUCCCCGAUGGAUCUGGAGGUGAAUCCUGCACUGUGGCUUCAGGCCGUCAGUCAGUUUAAAGUCAGAGACACCUUCUGCUCCUACUCUGUGAUGGAGCUCUGCACCAGAUCUCUCAGCUCGCUUACUGACACGCUGAAGGCCCGAGGGAUGGAUCUGACCCGCGUGCGUUCCUGUGUGGUGGUGGCAGAAGAAAGGCCUCGUGUUGCUCUGACCCAGUCCUUCUGUAAGCUCUUUAAAGACGUGGGGCUUCACCCGCGAGCUGUCAGCACCGCCUUCGGCUGCAGGGUCAACCUCGCCAUCUGCCUACAGCCUCAUAGGUUGGGGAAACUUGCUGAGCAGGGAACAUCAGGACCUGAUCCCACUACUGUCUAUGUGGACAUGAGAGCGCUGAGACACGACAGGGUGAGACUGGUUGAAAGAGGGUCUCCACACAGUCUGCCUCUCAUGGAAUCUGGGAAGAUUUUACCUGGUGUGCGCAUCAUCAUUGCUAACCCAGAGACGAAAGGACCAAUCGGAGACUCUCAUUUAGGGGAGAUCUGGGUCCACAGUCCGCAGAACGCCAGUGGAUACUUCACUGUGUUUGGCGAGGAAAAUGUGCGUUCGGAUCAUUUUGGAGCCAGACUAAGCUUUGGAGACACUCAGACGGUGUGGGCCAGAACUGGAUACCUGGGGUUCCUGCGCAGAACUGACCUCACGGAUGCAAGCGGAGAAAGGCACGAUGCCCUUUAUGUGGUGGGAGCAUUAGAUGAAGUCAUGGAGCUGAGAGGAAUGAAAUACCAUCCCAUUGACAUUGAAACGUCCAUCAUCAGAGCACACCGCAAUAUCACAGAAUGUGCCGUGUUUACAUGGACGAACCUCUUGGUGGUGGUGGUGGAGCUGGAAGGUUCUGAGCAGGAGGCUCUAGAUCUGGUUCCAAUGGUGACUAAUGUGGUUCUAGAGGAGCACUAUUUGAUAGUCGGUGUGGUGGUGGUGGUGGAUACAGGCGUAAUCCCCAUCAACUCUCGUGGAGAAAAGCAACGCAUGCACCUGAGAGACGGCUUCCUGGCUGACCAGCUCGACCCCAUAUAUGUGGCUUACAACAUGUAGAAACGCACGUCGAUGAUCUUAAAAACACGAGAUGCAGCAACCAUGAUUUCCAGCACCUUCUCACUGUCAGCACUUCUGCUCAUUUGUUAGAUUGAACGCCCUCAAAAUAGCAGACACACACUCGCACAUCAUUCAUAGAGGGACUUAAAAGACUCCUGUAGCAUAUCUUCAAGUUUUUACUUUCCUUUUAAAAUCGCGUAUCGCCCAAUAUUUUGUUAGUGUUGUUUUUUUUUAAUUUGCAUAUGAAAUUUUAAUUUAAAGAACGGGAUUUUAUAUGAAUACAUAUUGCUGUCAGCAAUCCGUGUUAUUUAUUUGUGUUUUUUUAAAACCUGUGAUCACAAAUAAUGUCAUAUUUGUGCUUUUACAUACGUUUUGUUGCGUAUAUUGUUGUUUUAUGCUUGUCUUUGUUGUUGUCGGUUGUAUUAGAAUAUCACAUACCGAUUUAUUCAGCAUGUUUAUCAGUUUAAAGAUACUAAUGUUGAGUCCUUUUCAUAAUUGUUGAUUAUGUACAGACAUUUGGUUCAGGUUUACUUUUGUUGUGAAUUCAUUGUUAGACUAUUAUGAAUCCUUUUAUCAUGUAUUUGAAUAUGAUCAUAUCUGCACUGUGAUGCGCAUCAAUAUGUGAACUAGAAUUUGCAUUCUAGAUUCAGUGGCCAGAGAGAGAGAGGGAGGAAUGGAAAGAGUGACAGAAAGGGGACAUAUGCACAAUGUGUGUGUUUAGUAUAUCUUUAUUUAUUUUUGAAGCUUCCAUUACCUGUAAGAUACGAAAGCACUUUGAUUAUGUCACUUAUGUCUUUUCAUAUGUCAAUAAAAUAUUUUCAACUAUUCUUAUUGAGAAAUCA
Molecule: messenger RNA, 2553 nt
Organism: Danio aesculapii
Lineage: Eukaryota; Metazoa; Chordata; Actinopteri; Cypriniformes; Danionidae
Product: disco-interacting protein 2 homolog C-like
Exons: 14
Coding region: 230-1711 (493 amino acids)
Source: RefSeq, a predicted model, not a curated record